AUGUCAGAUAAAAAGAUGUCGUCGAGUCGCAGGCAACAUCUCAAGAGCUUGAUCCUCCAGAUUGCCCAGGGGUUGAUAGAGGCUGAGGCCAUCCAGGCAGAGGAGGACAAAAACAGGUACAUGGAUGAGAAUGUCCCCUCCCUCUCCGUCCCGGGAUCCAUGCAGGAACUCCAGGAUCUGUGCAAGAAGCUCCACCAGCAGAUUGAUGCAGUGGAUGAACAGAGAUAUGACACGCAAAGCAAAGUAGCCAAGUCUGAUAAGGAGAUUGAGGAUCUGAAGAUAAAACUACAAGACCUGAAGGGAAAGUUCAAGAAGCCCGUCCUGAAGAAAGUACGUAUGUCUGCUGACGCUAUGCUCCAGGCUCUGCUGGGCUCCAAACACAAGGUGUCCAUGGAUCUGAGGUCCAACCUGAAGCAAGUCAAGAAGGAGGUCAAGGAGGAGGUGAAAGAUGCAGCUGACUGGCGUAAGAACAUUGAGGACAAGGCUGGCAUGGAUGGUAGAAAGAAGAUGUUUGAGUCCGACCCUUAA
This is a messenger RNA of Salvelinus namaycush (lake trout), 528 nucleotides long. RefSeq names its product troponin I, fast skeletal muscle-like. Gene Ontology annotation, biological process: muscle contraction. The record is from RefSeq and is a predicted model, not a curated record. Lineage: Eukaryota; Metazoa; Chordata; Actinopteri; Salmoniformes; Salmonidae. The coding region runs from base 1 to 528 and encodes 175 amino acids. Gene Ontology annotation, cellular component: troponin complex. The transcript is spliced from 6 exons.